This is a messenger RNA of Helianthus annuus (common sunflower), 3250 nucleotides long. RefSeq lists its product as uncharacterized. Gene Ontology annotation, biological process: protein autophosphorylation. Gene Ontology annotation, molecular function: transmembrane receptor protein tyrosine kinase activity; ATP binding. Bases 81 to 3032 code for a protein of 983 amino acids. The record is from RefSeq and is a predicted model, not a curated record. The transcript is spliced from 7 exons. Gene Ontology annotation, cellular component: plasma membrane; plasmodesma. NCBI's taxonomy places the organism in Eukaryota, Viridiplantae, Streptophyta, Magnoliopsida, Asterales, Asteraceae.
GGCAUUUUCAAAAAUUGCGUAUCAGUGUUUGAAACUAACUCAAGCCAAACGCCCAACUAACUCAAGCCAAACGCCCAACAAUGGAAGUCAUCAUCAAAGUCAUCAUCAAGGAGCUUCAAAAUGAAUUAUAUUUGCAAGAGUUGAGUGCUGCAACCAACAGCCUUUCUACAAUAUUUUCUGCAACCGACAGCUUUUCUACAAUAUUAUCUGCAACCAACAACCUUUCUAAGGAAAAUCUCAUUACGGAAGAUGCAUCAGGAAAGCUGUACAAAGGACAACUCUUGCACGAUGGGAAUUUGAUUAAUUUCACCGUACGAAGGUUAGAUUGUAUGUAUGGGCAUGGAGAAGAGUUGCAGACAGAGAUUUCAAUGCUUAAGAGUCUCAAACAUAAAAAUAUCAUAUCUGUUUUGGGGCAUUAUGAUGAGAAUGAUGAAAAGAUCGUCAUUUACGAGCAAGCAUUUCACGGAACUCUUCACCGACAUCUAAGUAAUCCAACUCUCACUUGGUUCCAGAGACUUCAAAUCUGUUUAGGUGUUGCAGAUGCACUCAGUUACAUUCAUUAUGAUGUCAUACACUGUGAUAUUAAUAGCUCUAAAGUAAUUUUAGAUGAAAACUGGAAACCCAAGAUAUAUGGUUUUGAACUUUCCACAAAAUAUCCUCAAAGUUGGAGGCAUCGCCUCCUCUACAGUCGCUACUUUGGAACGAAUAAUUUGACACCUAAAUAUGAUGUUUACUCUUUUGGUGUGUUGAUGUUUGAAGUCCUUUGUGGGAGGAAACCAAUGAUUACAAGUUAUGGUGUUGAGGAAGAACUAGAUAAGAUCAUUGAUCCUAUUUUAAGGAGACAAAUGGACAAACAAUCGUUGGAACUCUUCACGGACUUGGCUUACAAAUGCUUGGAUCGGCGACUUAUGCAACGCCCAACUAUGGAUCACAUUCUCAAAGAACUCGCGGAGGUGUUGGAACUGCAAAAUAGACAUUCAAAUCUUGAACACUCGGAAGCUGCAUAUGAAGGUAUAUCAUCCAUCAACUUGAAGAUGGAUUUGUGGGAGAUCCCACUAAGUAAAAUAAGGCAAGCCACAAAAAAUUUCGAUAAGGCAUAUUUUGUUGGGGGAGGUGCGUAUGGUGUUGUGUACAAAGCAGAACUUGACGUUAUAGAUGUCCAAGGUUUGGCAUCAACGGAAUGGAAGUAUAGAGAUGAACUGCCCAAGAUAAGAAAAACUGUAGCUAUAAAAAGCUAUUUCCAUAGAGCAGAUGAGCAAGGGAGACAAGCUUUCUUAACAGAAAUUGAAUUGCUUACUUGUUGUAAGCAUCCAAAUAUAGUCACUUUUGUAGGCUUUUCCAGAGAAGCUUAUGAAAUGAUACUUGUUUAUGAGUAUGCUCAUAAUGGAAGCCUCAGUGAUUUCUUCAGAAGUGGUAAUAUAAUUACUCUUACUUGGGCGCAAAGAAUACAAAUUUGCCUUGAUAUUGCGCAUGGAAUUAGUUACCUUCACACUGACAUGGAAGGAAAACCAAGGAUUAUACAUCGAGAUAUAAAGAGUGACAAUAUUGUAUUAGAUGAAAAUUUGAUCGCAAAAGUUUCUGACUUUAGCCUCUCUGAAUUCACUGCCAUGGAGCAACAAGCUAGCAGUAUCCAUACACAAAACAUUGCAGGCACAAAAGUUUAUAUAGAUCCUGAAUAUAUGAAGACAUCCAAGUAUACAAGGGAAUCAGAUAUCUACUCCUUUGGAGUGGUUUUAUUUGAGGUCCUAUCCGGGAGUUUGGCCUAUGAUCCAAUUUACAUUCGCGAAAAUGACAUGGGGCUUGCUCCCAUUGCAAGGCGGCGCUUCAAUGAGGGAACGUUGAAGGAGCUCAUAGAUCCAAACUUAACAGAAGAAGAAAAUGAUCAUUGUUUUACUGUAAAUGGGGGACCUAAUCAAGCUUCUUUUGACACAUUUUCACAAAUAGCAUAUGAAUGUUUAUCAGAAACUCAAGCCAAGCGUCCAAGAAUAGAAGGUGUCAUCAAGGAACUUCAAACUGCAUUAAAAUUGCAAGGGGAAACGGUGGUACUCUCCAGGUUUCGACUCAGUGAUAUAGUGUUGGCUACAGAGAACUUUGCUGAAACAUACUGCAUUGGUUUAGACACAAAUGGGACUGUUUACAAAGCUGAACUCGAUCAGUUUAGCACCAAUAGUUCGUUGGCAACAGAAGAGAAGAAGAAUGGUGAACCAUCUAAGAAACACACUACAGUAGUUAUAAAGCGCAUCACUAAUAGAAAAGGCGGGCAAGGAAAACAAGAAUUUCUUGAAGAGAUUGAUAUGUGUACUAGUUAUAAGCAUCCCAACAUUGUCACUCUUUGUGGUUUUUGUGAUGAAGAUGAUGAAAUGAUCCUUGUCUACGAUCAUGACUCUAAUAGAAGCCUGGAUGACUAUUUGAAAAGCGUUGAUAAGAUGGACAAUUUUACAUGGGCUCACCGUCUACACAUGUGCCUUGAGAUUGCGCGUGGACUUAGUCACCUUCACACCAAGCUGGCCAACCCACAAAGGGUAAUACACAAUGACAUAAAGAGUGUCAACAUUUUGUUAGACGAGAAGUGGGGGGCGAAAAUUGCUUACUCUGGGAUCUCCAAGUUACACAAAGCAAAACAAGAGGUAGACAUGAAAGUGUAUGAGGAUCCAGAAUACGAAAUUACCCAUAAUCUAGAAACGAAAUCUGAUAUAUACUCUUUUGGAGUUGUUCUUUUUGAAAUCUUUUGUGGGAGGGUGGCAUAUGAUCCGCUUUACAUCGUAGAAAAUCAGAACGGGCUUGCACCCAUUGCAUGCCAAUGUUCCGAUGAUGGAACCAUAGAAAGAAUAAUGGAUCCGAAGCUGAAGGAAGAAACUGAUGACAACAUUUCCACUGCAAAUACAGGUCCCAAUCAAGAUUCUCUAGACACAUUUUUAAAAAUUGCAUUUCAAUGUCUGGGAGAGGCUGCCGAGCGUCCUACAAUGGAAGUGGUGAUCGAGGAACUUGAGAGAGCACUAAGCUUUCUUGACCCAAGCGUGGAAUUUAGAUGAUUUUAAUUGGCUUCCUCUUGAGAGGGAAGAUGGAUGGAUGGAUAAUUCAAAUCAGAAUGUGUUCUUCAAAAUUAUAUGUUAUAAUUCUAUCGAUUUGUAUUUUGUAACGUAUGAAAGAACAGGGGUUGCGGCCUCGAGUUCCUCCAUGUAAAUUCAUAUAAUGAUAUAAUUACGGUCGUAUUGUAUUUUAUAUAGACAAAAUAAUGUAAUGCUCGAUA